AUUAACUGCCACAUGAAACCCAAUGACCUACUCCAAGAAUUUACUGAUUUUAGACGAAAACUAAAAGCUGAUAUUUAAAAAACUGAAUUUUCUAAAAGUCCAUCAAAAAAUUAUACUAAAACAUAGAGUUCACCUUAAAAGGCAAAUUCAGGUUUCAAAUAAAAAAUUAAUUUCUCAAAACACAGAAGUCAAUUACAAGAGAGAUGUAAUACAAUAUCAUCAACAUAAAAUUAAAACUAUUAUUCAUAGAUUUACAAUCCUUAAUUCUAAUGUAUAACACAUGAAAAAUUUAAUUCUCAGCAAUAAAAUAUGUAAUCACUAAAAUCAUCCAAAUUUACUAAUAAGAAAAAAUAGAAUAUAACUGAUAGAAUAUUGAGUUACACAUAAUUAAAUAAUUUUUGCUUUACACUUUAAUAGAUUUAAGAUGAAGAUAUUAGAGAAUUACCAAAUGAAUAUAAACAGCUUUUAAUAUAAUUAGCAUAAUUAAUAUAGGAAAAAAUUGGAGUAAAUGAUUUCUGA
Messenger RNA from Paramecium primaurelia, 519 nucleotides. Lineage: Eukaryota; Ciliophora; Oligohymenophorea; Peniculida; Parameciidae. The record is from the annotation of a GenBank genome assembly.